AGUCUACAACCACGGUGAAAUACCAUACGCAAAUAAUCAAUCUCUCUCGAAGGCAAAAGCAAUGUCCUGAACUAGGCCGAAGACUGGCAAUAUCUAAAGCAGUCAAAGGGGUAGUUCCGGUUUGAAUCGCCCAGCAAGCUGCGUUCAGAGCCAACUUUCUGUCAGUGUCGCUCAGGAGGCUGAUAUAAUUCGUCGGUUACGUGUGUAAGGCAACCGCGCCAUGUUGGAUUCGACCAUGGCGGCGGUGCCGCUCAGUCACCCCCUGAGUCACAUAGUGAUUGACCAUGGUGAUGAUGAUCUUGACAAGGUCUCGUCCAUCCCGCCACACCCACUCGGUAUCAAGCCCCUCGGCAACAAGUAUUUCUCCAAUAGCGACGAUGCCCGUGCAUCUAUAGGCACCUUUCAGGUGCUGCCCGAUGAGGUGCUCAUGCAGCUCCUUGAAUUCAUGGAUGAACGGGCGUUGAGGCUGUUGGGCUACACAUGUCGGUUUCUCUUUGCCUGCGCCAGGUCCGACGACCUUUGGAAGACAAUCUUUCUAGAGUCAGAACUUGGCCAAAUAUCCUCCUUCAAGUGGCGCGGAUCAUGGAGAGCAACGGUUCUGGGACUGUCCCCUGAACAUAGUGUCCGGAUAGACUGCGGCAACGUCUUCUCGGACGUGUUGCACCGCCCAUUUGUCUGCAGUCAUAUCUCUUUGCAAGCCUAUACCAAGAGCAUCCCGGCAGCCAACCAAAUUAAAAGGCUUCAAGACCUCUCGUACGACGAGUUUGCGGGGCAUUGGAGCAGGAAGCCGUUCAUCCUCACCAAAUGCAUCCAGCCAUGGCCAGUGACGAGUCGUUGGAGCAUAGAUAGCCUGCUUGCUCAAUAUGCGGAUGUUGUGUUUCGAGCAGAGGCUGUGGACUGGUCGUUCGCAACGUACUGCCAGUACAUGCGUGACAACCAAGACGAGAGCCCUCUCUACCUCUUUGACCGGAAGUUCGCCGAGAAGAUGUCGCUGGAGAUUGGUAAAGGAGAGGGGACAGCGUACUGGAAGCCCGACUGUUUCGGACCGGAUCUGUUUGAGCUUUUGGGAGCGGAGCGGCCGGCACACCGGUGGCUCAUCAUUGGACCCGAGCGCAGCGGAUCUACCUUUCACAAGGACCCCAAUGCGACGAGCGCCUGGAACGCUGUGAUUCAGGGAGCCAAAUACUGGAUCAUGUUCCCACCGCAGACGGCUGUCCCCGGGGUGUUUGUUUCCAAAGACAGCAGCGAGGUUACAAGCCCACUCAGCAUUGCCGAAUGGCUCCUAGAGUUCCACGCUGAGGCACGAAAACUGCCGGAAUGCAGAGAAGGAAUCUGCCAUGCUGGCGAGAUCCUCCACGUCCCGAGCGGUUGGUGGCAUCUGGUGGUGAACUUGGAGGACGGGAUUGCCCUGACACAGAACUUUGUGCCCGAAUCUCACCUUGGUAGUGUCUUGUCUUUCCUGAAGGACAAGGCAGACCAGGUGUCUGGUUUCAAGAAGGACAUCACGGACCCGUACAGCCUCUUCGUCGAGCGCCUGAGGCAGCAGCGCCCAGAGCUCCUUGAGGAUGCGCUCAAGCAGUUGAAAGAGCGGAAGCGGCGGUGGGACACUGUUGUGGGCGAUGACGGGGGCCAACCUCAAAAGAAGAGCACUGCUGGCUUUAGUUUUGGGUUUGCCUUCGGGGAUGAAGACGACCAAGAGAUACCAUAGACCAACCUCGGCUGGGUUCAUCAAUGCUAAGAACGGAAACGCUGAGGUUCGGAAACAAACCAUCUCACCUCUGAGUGAAACAACACAAAGAGGAAUUUGCCCAUCAAGUCCAACCUCUUUGAUUGCACCAUGCAAACGCUUCUUUAUGGACUGGUAACCGCCUGACCAACCCCUUCCCAUCGAGGUUUGGCAGAACAGUACUGAGGUACUGGCUUAGUGGUAUUAGUACUAGGAGGUCACGCACCCAGUGGGUGAGAUUCUGGCAAGUGCCAGCACUGUAGGUCAGUUAUUAGCGUCUUUGCUUUCCGUAAGAAAUCCUGUAUCGUACCGUACUGUACUGUACUACCUACUUAUCAAUCACUCC
This is a messenger RNA of Canariomyces notabilis, 2072 nucleotides long. Its product is annotated as Clavaminate synthase-like protein. Gene Ontology annotation, cellular component: nucleus. The coding region runs from base 236 to 1708 and encodes 490 amino acids. The record is from RefSeq and is a predicted model, not a curated record. NCBI's taxonomy places the organism in Eukaryota, Fungi, Ascomycota, Sordariomycetes, Sordariales, Chaetomiaceae. Gene Ontology annotation, molecular function: protein binding; cis-regulatory region sequence-specific DNA binding. The transcript has 3 exons.